AUGGCGGCGGCGGCGGCGGCGGCGGCAGCAGCAGCAGCAGCAGCGGAAGCAGAGGCGGCAGCGGAGGCGGCCGGUGCUGCGCCCGACUACGAGGCGGCGGAGUUGUACACCCGUGCGUUCCGCGUGGGCGCUCUCAGCCGUUGCUGGAUGCAGCACCUGGGGCCGCCCGACCUCUCUCUGGCGCGAGAGGCGGCGGCUGAUGAGGACGCGGCCGUAGUGGCGGAGCUGGGCUGCGAGGUGGAGAUGGUGCCCGAGCUGCAGGAAGUGUGCAGCAUUGAUACGUUAAUGUCUUCUGAUAAAGAAGAGGACCCAGAUGUUAUUCCUGAAGAUAACAGUCUGCUAACUCUACGAAUUAGAAAAGAGGCAUUAGAGAGGAGGGAAGAAACAAUUAUUGUGGAUCGGGCUUGCAGACAAGAAACUCUUGCCUAUGAGAUGGAAUCACAUGCAAGUGGAAAGAGGCCAGACAGUCCUACAGAUCUAGUUGAGGAGGGAGAGCUACUUUUAACUCUAAACGUAUUCUACCCUAUCAUAUUUCAGAAGCAUAAAGAUUACAAACCUUAUCAGACAGUCCUUGUACUGGGCAGCCAGAAGCUGACGGAGCUGAGAGACUCAAUUUCCUGCGUCAGCGACUUCCAGAUAGGUGGUGAGUUCAGCAGUCAGCCAGAUCAAGCACCAGAACACGUAAGCAAGGAUCUCUACAAAUCUGCCUUCUUCUAUUUUGAAGGUAUCUUUUAUAAUGAUAAAAGAUACCCAGAAUGCAGAGAUCUGAGCAGAACUGUUAUUGAGUGGUCAGAAUCUCAUGAUAGAGGCUAUGUAAAUCUUCAGUCCGAUGAUAUGGAGGACUACACAUUUAAUGAUUUGUCCCUCAAAAUUGGCUUCCCAUACCUUUUCUGCCACCAAGGGGACUGUGAGCACAUCAUUAUCAUCACGGACAUAAGGCUCAUUCAUUAUGAUGACUGCCUGGACAGGAACCUCUAUCCCUUGCUAAUCAAGAAACACUGGCUAUGUACCAGAAAAUGCUUUGUGUGCAAAAUGUAUACAGCCAGGUGGGUAACCAACAAUGACAGUCUGGCGCCAGAGGAUCCUUGUUUCUUCUGCGAUGUUUGUUUUCAGAUGCUCCAUUACGAUCUGGAAGGCAAUAAACUGGGGGAAUUUCUUGCAUAUCCUUAUGUCGAUCCUGGGAUUUUCAACUGAAACCGAUGUGAGACACAAUGAAUUUGUGAAGUGCAUUGGUGAAACUGUUGCUCUGGUUGUUAAAACCACCACACAGCUUGAGUUUUGAGCGUCCUACUGGGGUUUAGGUUAGGGUUUAAUCCUCUCCCCUGAGGUGGAAAGAGCCCUUUGCACAUGAAGUCUUUCUGGUGUGCUUUUCUGAGUAAGCAAGUCUGAUUUUAAAAAAUGAGUAAUUAUGGAAAAAUAUGCUCAAACAUCUGUUUUAAUCAGCUACAUUUUUCUAAUACAUUUGGGCAAGAAGAUGGUAGUUUGGAGACUACGGACUUUAAAAAUAUGGAUGUUUCAAGAGAGAAUACCUUGCAAAAGCAGCUGUGACUUUGAGAAGUUUUGUGCAUCCAAGGCCUUCUUAACGUCAGAGGAUGAAAACACGGUCUUUGGGUAUCUCGCCUUGAAAACUCUGGCAGUUGCCAUCUCUGAAGAAGGGUGGGUAGCACUGCAUUUGUGGGGAUACGUUCUGAGAGGGAAGCUUAAGGUGCUUGUUAACUUCUGAAGUCUUUUCCUGCAAGCAGGGGGGUGCUUGCAUCUGUGAACUGCCACUGUCCUUACAUUCCAACUGAGGACUGAUUCUGUGAUGAGUAAGCUCCAUUUCACUGAUGACUGAAUUGUGGCCUGUCUUCCAGAUUACUUUGACUCUUUACUGUGUGUGAAGUUUUACCUGUUCAUACUGUUCAUUGUGCACUGCUUUUUUAGUAUCAUCCUGUAAUUGUAAGUGUUGUUGCUUUUUUAAAUAUGACCAAUUUGUACUUGAUAGUCUGUUGUUAAGUUAAAACUCUGCUUGCCAAGACAGAAUGUAUCCAAUGCCUUGCUUUUUAAAGUCUGGAAUUCAGAGAAUGUUAGUGGAGAUCUUCACUGUUUAGGCAAGUUAGUAGUGCUGCUGCUUUUCUUUUGAAAGCUUCAGCUAGUUCUCAACCCUAGUUCUGGUUGGAGUAAAAGAAAAACAGCCAACUCUGAUAAUCUGCAUACAGAAGUGUAUUUGACACAUUGAAUUCUGUUGAGGUCCUGUGGCCGCAGAUCCUGCAAGUGCUUACUGAUUACCUUAGAUGUCUUGAAACAGAAGUGUCUUGUGAAUAUUAAUCUGUGGGGGGUUUAAG
Messenger RNA from Pezoporus flaviventris, 2324 nucleotides. It is a transcript of the gene SNAPC3, whose product is annotated as small nuclear RNA activating complex polypeptide 3. Gene Ontology annotation, cellular component: snRNA-activating protein complex. The transcript has 9 exons. NCBI's taxonomy places the organism in Eukaryota, Metazoa, Chordata, Aves, Psittaciformes, Psittacidae. Gene Ontology annotation, biological process: snRNA transcription by RNA polymerase II; snRNA transcription by RNA polymerase III. The record is from RefSeq and is a predicted model, not a curated record. Gene Ontology annotation, molecular function: RNA polymerase II cis-regulatory region sequence-specific DNA binding; core promoter sequence-specific DNA binding; bent DNA binding. The coding region runs from base 1 to 1194 and encodes 397 amino acids.